This is a messenger RNA of Phalaenopsis equestris, 939 nucleotides long. RefSeq names its product ubiquitin thioesterase OTU1. Gene Ontology annotation, biological process: protein deubiquitination; endoplasmic reticulum unfolded protein response. Gene Ontology annotation, cellular component: nucleus; cytosol. The transcript has 9 exons. The record is from RefSeq and is a predicted model, not a curated record. Gene Ontology annotation, molecular function: cysteine-type deubiquitinase activity. Bases 167 to 793 code for a protein of 208 amino acids. NCBI's taxonomy places the organism in Eukaryota, Viridiplantae, Streptophyta, Magnoliopsida, Asparagales, Orchidaceae.
CGCUGCAUCUGGCUGUAUUUUUCGCCGCAACUGCUUCGGUAAUUUAUAAAUUAUCCUUGGAGAAAUUCAGGGGUGCCGCUUCAGAGACUUCUAAAAGCUUUUGCGUUGCAGAACCGCGCUAGGGUUCCCUUUUGAUUUGUCUUACGAGGCUUCGGAGUAAGGUUGGAUGGAUGGCGUUGUUGUGAGGAGGGUAAUACCUUCGGAUAAUAGCUGCCUCUUCAAUGCUGUGGGUUAUGUUAUGAAUCAUGAUCGGCAUAGAGCUCCGGAGUUGAGACAGGUUAUAGCUGCAGCUGUGGCAAGUGAUCCUGUAAAGUAUAACGAGGCAUUUCUUGGAAAAUCUAAUGCCGAUUACUGUGCUUGGAUUUUGAAUCCUGAGAAAUGGGGAGGUGCAAUCGAGCUUUCAAUAUUAUCGGAAUAUUUCGGACGUGAAAUUGCGGCAUACGAUAUUCAAACCACUCGCUGUGAUUUGUAUGGUCAGUCAAAAAGGUAUGGUGAAAGAGUGAUGCUGCUUUAUGAUGGUCUGCACUAUGAUGCAUUAGCUAUGUCUCCUUCUGCCAAUGCCCCGGAAGACUUUGAUCAGACAAUUUUUACUGUAUAUUCGGACCGUACCGUUGGGCCUGUGGAAGGCCUUGUUCUCAGUCUGGUGACGGAUGCUCACAGAAAGAGAAAAUUCACUGAUACUGCAAACUUCACCUUGCGCUGUGGAGUGUGCCAAAUUGGCGUUAUUGGUCAAAAGGAGGCUGUUGAGCAUGCACAAGCUACAGGGCAUGUGAACUUUCAGGAGUACAGGUAGAUCACCGUAGCAAACUUCUUUUUGUUGAAUUCUCUUUAUCUAAUUGAAAUAAAAUGAUAAUUAGGCCCAAAUAUGCAACAGUUUACACCGAUGUUUGGUCAGAUUGUUUAUGAUUCUUUUUUCAGUUGCUUUGCUGUAAAAUAUAA